UUAGGAGACAAAACACAAGGCUGAAAAUGUCCAACUGUCCCAUUCAGCUCUAAGAUAAAUAUCUCUUCUUCACUGAAUCCAAAGAAACUGGUAUGUAGCAGCUAGCUGCAAUGGAGGAGAGAAGGUUUCUUGGCUUGUUCUUGCUUGUGUUGCUGCUGGUGUUCCAGGCGGCGUUGCCCGGCCGUGGUGACGACGACGACGAUGGCGGCCGGCUGCUGGACCCGAGAAAGCUCGAGAUGUUCGUCGACGAGCUGCCGGACAUGCCGAGGAUGCGCGGCUACGGCGUGACGGAGGGCGGCAAGCUCGUCGCCGGCAACCUCACCAUCGGCAUGUACGAGACCAUGUGGAAAUUCCACCGCGACCUCCCGGCGACGCGGGUCUUCGCGUACGGCACCAGCAAGGAGACCGCCACGGUGCCGGGCCCCACCAUCGAGGCCAUGCAGGGCGUCCCCACCUACGUGACGUGGACCAACCACCUUCCGCCACGUCACUUCCUCCCGUGGGACCCUACCCUCACCGCCGCGACACCUGGCAGCGGCGUCCCCACCGUCGUCCACCUCCACGGCGGCGUGCAGCACUCCGCCUCCGACGGCCACUCGCUCGCCUGGUUCACCGCCGGCCUCGCCGCCACAGGCCCGCGCUUCUCCUCGCCGGCGUACGAGUACCCCAACCAGCAGCCUCCCGGCAACCUGUGGUACCACGACCACGCCAUGGGGCUCACCCGCGUCAACAUCCUCGCCGGCCUCCUCGGCGCGUACCGCGUCGCCUCCCCGGCGGAGGAGGCGGCGCUCAACCUGCCCUCCGGCGAGGCGUUCGACCGCAACCUGGUGCUGUUCGACCGCGACUUCCGCGCCGACGGCUCGCUGUUCAUGAACGGCACGGGGAACAACCCGAGCGUGCACCCGCAGUGGCAGCCGGAGUACUUCGGCCCCGUCGUCGUCGCCAACGGCAAGGCGUGGCCGUACCUGCGCGUCCUUCGCCGCCGCUACAGGUUCCGCAUCCUCAACGCCAGCAACGCGCGCUUCUUCCGCCUGUCCCUCUCCGGCGGCCUCCGCUUCGUGCACGUCGCGUCAGACUCGGUGUACCUCGCCAGGCCGGUGCCCACCCGCGCGUUCCUCCUCGCGCCGUCCGAGAUCGCCGACGUGGUCGUCGACUUCGCCGAGUCGGGCGGGGCCACGUCGAUCGUCCUCCGCUCCGACGCCCCCGCGCCGUACCCCGGUGACCCCGGCGACAAGGCGGAGACCGUGCCGGUGAUGAAGUUCGUGAUCGAACGCGGCGCGUCGACGGAGCCGGACACGUCGAGCGUGCCGGCGACGCUGAUGCCGCAUUACCCGAAGCCGGACGUGAGGGAGGCGACGGUGACGCGGCGGAUCGCCAUGUACGAGUACACGAAGGAAGGCACCGACGAGCCGACGCAUCUGUACCUGAACGCGCGGUCGUACAUGGACCCGGUGACGGAGACGCCGAGGGAGGGGACGUCGGAGGUGUGGGACGUGAUCAACCUCACCGACGACAACCACCCGCUGCACCUCCACCUGGCGCUGUUCGUGGCGGUGGAGCAGCGGUCGCUGCGGCGCGUGGACGAGCUGAGGGAGUGCAUGAUGCGGGAGGCGAAGGCGGCAGCAGGCGGCCGCGGUGGCGCGGAGGCGGCGUGCGGGCUGGAGCGGCACCUCGCCGGCGGGCGGAGGCACGUGGUGCCGCGGCAGGAGCGCGGGUGGAAGAACGUGUUCAAGGUGCGCCCCGGUACGGUGACGAGGGUGCUCGUGCGGUUCCGGCCGCUCUCGCCGCCGGACAGCCGCCGCUUCCCCUUCGACGUCACCGCCGGUCCCGGCUACGUCUACCACUGCCACAUUCUGGACCACGAAGACAACGAGAUGAUGAGGCCGAUGAAGAUUGUGCGCUACUAGCUUAGAUAGCUCUAGUAAUUUCCCUGUAUAUAUAUGUUCUUGCAUUUGCAUUUGCAUCGCGGCAACCGUCAUUUUGCAGGAUGUACCUAGCUAGGCAAGGCACAUGAAUGAACGUGACAUGUGCACUGCAUUCCAAAGUCGUGUAACCAUAUGAAUCUGAAUUCUCGUUUCGUUUGCAUGCGUCAUACUAUAUCUUUGCUACUGUAGUUUUGAUGCAAAAAAAAAAACCAUGUGAAAAUCGACGAUAGUACUACCACUACAAGUGCUCUGCUUGGACGAUUUGAGCUCUGGGGCUUUGAUGACAACGGUGGCUGCUUUGAGAUUUGCGCGGGGGCACGUGUCGGU
Messenger RNA from Oryza brachyantha (malo sina), 2252 nucleotides. RefSeq names its product multicopper oxidase LPR1 homolog 2. The coding region runs from base 111 to 1907 and encodes 598 amino acids. The transcript is spliced from 3 exons. Gene Ontology annotation, molecular function: oxidoreductase activity; copper ion binding. Lineage: Eukaryota; Viridiplantae; Streptophyta; Magnoliopsida; Poales; Poaceae. The record is from RefSeq and is a predicted model, not a curated record.